AUGGACGAAAAUAUCUGGGCAUCUGUAUGGAAGGAGAACGAGGCAGAGACUAUCCCCCCUGCAGCAAGAUGUAGGCAGAGACGAGCACAAGAGCAAAGAGACGCAGGGAGCUACUGGAUCAGGGACCAGCCCUGCCCUCAUUGUAAAGCUGAGAGGACCAGGCAAUGGCUGUCCCAGCACUUCUUUAAACCUGUCUCACCUCCCCCCGGGACAGACACUUCUUUAGAAGAGGACUUCUACCAAGGAAUCAAUCCGUGA
This is a messenger RNA of Struthio camelus australis, 258 nucleotides long. The record is from RefSeq and is a predicted model, not a curated record. Lineage: Eukaryota; Metazoa; Chordata; Aves; Struthioniformes; Struthionidae.